UCAGGCAAUUUAUUUGGCCUACUAUAUUUCCUCUUUCCGUUCAAGAUGGCGGGUGACGAGUCUGGGGUAACGCUGGGCCAGCCACAUUUAUCGAAACAAGACCUUGGUAGUUUAGAUGUCAGCACACUAACUCCUCUAUCCCAAGAAGUUAUUAGUAGACAGGCCACCAUCAAUAUCGGCACAAUUGGCCAUGUGGCCCACGGGAAGUCAACUGUAGUGAAGGCCAUCUCGGGUGUGCACACUGUCAGGUUCAAAAAUGAACUGGAGAGGAACAUCACAAUCAAAUUGGGAUAUGCCAACGCUAAGGUCUACAAAUUGGAUGAUCCAAGCUGUCCUCGCCCCGAGUGUUACAGAUCGUGUGGAAGCAGCACACCUGACGAAUUCCCCACAGACAUUCCUGGCACCAAGGGCAACUUCAAACUCGUCAGACAUGUUUCAUUUGUAGAUUGCCCCGGCCACGACAUCCUGAUGGCCACCAUGUUGAACGGCGCAGCUGUCAUGGACGCUGCUCUUCUCCUAAUUGCGGGUAACGAGUCGUGCCCCCAGCCUCAGACCUCAGAGCACUUGGCUGCCAUCGAGAUCAUGAAGUUGAAGCACAUCCUGAUCCUGCAGAACAAGAUCGACCUGGUGAAGGAGAGCCAGGCCAAGGAGCAGUACGAGCAGAUCCUUGCCUUCGUGCAAGGCACAGUGGCAGAGGGAGCUCCUAUUAUCCCCAUCUCUGCACAGCUCAAGUACAACAUCGAGGUGGUCUGCGAGUACAUUGUGAAGAAGAUCCCUGUGCCUGUUCGUGAUUUCAUCUCUGAGCCACGUCUAAUCGUCAUCCGAUCUUUUGAUGUCAACAAGCCUGGCUGUGAGGUGGAUGACCUGAAAGGUGGUGUGGCUGGUGGAAGUAUCCUCAAAGGAGUGCUCAAGGUGGGCCAGGAGAUUGAGGUGAGGCCUGGCAUCGUGUCCAAGGACCAUGAGGGGAAGCUGAUGUGCAAGCCCAUCUUCUCCAAGAUCGUCUCCCUGUUUGCCGAACACAACGACCUGCAGUACGCCGCCCCCGGGGGCCUGAUUGGUGUGGGCACGAAGAUCGACCCGACGCUGUGCCGAGCGGACCGCAUGGUGGGCCAGGUGCUGGGUGCCGUCGGGGCGCUGCCAGAGAUCUUCACUGAGCUGGAGAUCUCUUACUUCCUGCUCAGGCGACUGCUGGGCGUGCGCACGGAAGGAGACAAGAAGGCAGCUAAGGUUCAGAAGCUGUCUAAGAACGAGGUGUUGAUGGUUAACAUAGGAUCCCUGUCGACCGGCGGCCGUGUGAGUGCUGUGAAGGCUGAUCUGGCCAAGAUCGUGCUCACCAACCCUGUAUGCACAGAAGUAGGAGAGAAGAUCGCCCUUAGUCGCAGAGUGGAGAAACAUUGGCGUUUGAUCGGCUGGGGACAAAUUAGGAGAGGAGUAACCAUCACACCUACAGUGGACGAUGACUGAGCCGCUUGCUGAAGGGGAAACGUAUGCCUGGACGGCUUCUGCCACCCGCCAGCAAGACAUCCUUAUUAAAAACCAUUUUCCUACAACAACACACAGCCUGCCAGCUGAAGGGAUCAGAUCAGGAAGCAGAGGGAGUGAUCUCAAAGGGAGGGAAGGGGGAAACACAUAGGGGAAAUGGAAGACGGGUCUUGAUGAAGAUGAAAUUGAUCUGGCUGUCUUGUCAAGGCCGGCCUGAUUUCUUACAUGCUACCAAAAGCCUCACUGGCAGGGUUUCACAGGUUUGACAACUAUAGUAAGCAUCUUUCAAAUAUAUCUAAUAAAAAAUGUUUUGGAUCAAAUA
This is a messenger RNA of Engraulis encrasicolus (European anchovy), 1804 nucleotides long. It is a transcript of the gene eif2s3, whose product is annotated as eukaryotic translation initiation factor 2, subunit 3 gamma. NCBI's taxonomy places the organism in Eukaryota, Metazoa, Chordata, Actinopteri, Clupeiformes, Engraulidae. The record is from RefSeq and is a predicted model, not a curated record. Gene Ontology annotation, biological process: formation of translation preinitiation complex. The transcript has 12 exons. The coding region runs from base 46 to 1464 and encodes 472 amino acids. Gene Ontology annotation, cellular component: eukaryotic translation initiation factor 2 complex; cytosol. Gene Ontology annotation, molecular function: GTPase activity; GTP binding; translation initiation factor activity.